AUGCUGAACCGGCUGCUGGGCAACACGCCCGCGAGGCCGAGCAACGACCUGAAGGCGGGCGUUCCCCGCACCUCCGUCGUCUUCAGCGACACGGCACCUUCGUGGAGUGAGCUCGAGGCACUGCACGCCCAGAGGGCCGCCGAACUGGGCUGGACCGACCCAUGGACAGGAACUGCCGACCUCCACGGCGACUUCAGCCUGGGCCCCACGAACCCCAAGGCAAUGGAGCGCCUCUUCGGCCAGCCCCGCGAGUCCGUGCGCAUCAAGCUCUACCGCGACCACGCCGCCUGGUGCCCGUAUUGCCAGAAGGUCUGGCUGAUGCUCGAGGAGAAGCAGGUGCCGUACGUCCUGGAGAAGAUCAACAUGCGCUGCUACGGCGACAAGCCCGCCGAGUUCAUGGCCAAGGUGCCCGGCGGCCUCCUCCCCGUCAUCGAGCUCGACGGCCAGGUCAUCACGGAGUCCGACCUCAUCAUGGACGUCAUCGAGCGCGAGUACCCCAACCCCCCCACCCUCCCGACGGACGGCGACCUCGCGCCCUACGCCACCCGGCUCAUGCGCCUCGAGCGCCAGAUGUUCAGCCUCUGGCUCAACUGGCUCUGCUCCAACGGCAACCCCGCGCCGCAGCGCCGCCGCUUCCUCGAGGGCCUUGACAUCGUCGAGGAGGCUCUGCAGCGCGCCAACGACGGGGAGAUCCUCCCGGGCGGCUGGGCCGAGGCCGACAACCUCGCGCCGAACACGUGGGGCAGCCCGGGGCCUUUCUUCCUCGGCGGGGCCAUCAGUCAGGUCGACUUCAAGUUCGCGCCGUUCCUGGAGCGCAUGGUGUCGUCGCUGUUGUACUACAAGGGGUUCCAAAUGCGCUCCACGGGCCGGUACCCGGCGCUGGAGAAGUGGUUCGAGGCCAUGGAGCAGCGCAGCACGUACAUGGGCACGCGCAGCGACCACUACGCGCACUGCCACGACCUCCCGCCGCAGCUGGGGGGGUGUGGGAUGUCGGAGGAGGGCAUGCCCUACGCCACGGUGAUCGACGGGCGCCUGCCGUCGGAGUCGUGGCGCCUGCCGCUCGAGCCGCUCGGGGCGGACUCGCUCGAGGCGUACUCGCCUGGCGAGGGUCCGGAGGGCCACGACGCGCUGGAGGCCGCGGCGCGAAUGCUGGCCAACAGGGAGGCCGUGGUGAAGUUCGCCUGCCGCGGCGUGGGGCAGAAGGGCCCGAAGCCGGUGUCGGCGCCGCUGUCGGACCCGACCGCGAUCCCGAACAUGGAGGUGGCCGAGGACGUGGACGCGAUGCUGCGGCACGUGACGCACGCGCUGAUCGUUGGGGUGUCGGCGAAGCAGGACGGCCCUGCGGCGCUGAAGGCCGAGCCGGAGCCCCGCGGCGACAAGUCGGAGUGCGAGGGGUGGUCGAUGGGGCCCUGCCUCGCGUACGUGCGGGACCACGUGUGCGUGCCGCGCGACAUUCGGUUCCCUGCCGCGCGGCAGCUGCGGGCGCACCUCAACUGGGCGUCCGACAUCGUCGCGCAGGCGAACAUGCUCGCCAGGGCGUGA
Molecule: messenger RNA, 1542 nt
Organism: Pedinophyceae sp. YPF-701
Lineage: Eukaryota; Viridiplantae; Chlorophyta; Pedinophyceae
Source: the annotation of a GenBank genome assembly